Messenger RNA from Corapipo altera (White-ruffed manakin), 6355 nucleotides. It is a transcript of the gene BCAT1, whose product is annotated as branched chain amino acid transaminase 1. The transcript has 11 exons. The record is from RefSeq and is a predicted model, not a curated record. Gene Ontology annotation, molecular function: branched-chain-amino-acid:2-oxoglutarate transaminase activity. Bases 146 to 1309 code for a protein of 387 amino acids. Gene Ontology annotation, cellular component: mitochondrion. Lineage: Eukaryota; Metazoa; Chordata; Aves; Passeriformes; Pipridae. Gene Ontology annotation, biological process: L-leucine biosynthetic process; L-valine biosynthetic process.
CCGGCAGCAGCAGCAGCAGCAGCGGGUGGACCGCCCUGCUCCGAGCCCGCCCAGCGCCGCCGCUGCAUCCGCGCCCGGGGAUCUGAGAUCCGCCGGCUCCAUCCCGCCGAAAUCCCGGCAGGAACAUCCCCCCCCGCCAGCCAGCAUGAUCAAGGGCUGUCAGAAUGAGUGCACGGGUGGAGGAUGUUCAGGAGAAACAGCAAAGCAUGUGACUGACUCUUUCAAGGCUUCCGACUUGAUUAUCACGCCAGCUACAACUUUCAAGCAAAAACCAGAUCCCAGUGGUUUGGUAUUUGGAACUGUGUUCACUGAUAAUAUGCUGACAAUUGAAUGGUCCUUGGCUUCAGGAUGGGAGAAACCCUAUAUUAAGCCACUGGAGAACCUUUCAUUACAUCCAGCCUCCUCAUCUCUGCAUUAUGCUAUAGAAUUGUUUGAAGGAAUGAAGGCUUACCGAGGAGUGGAUGGCAAAAUCCGCCUGUUCCGGCCAACUCUCAACAUGGACAGGAUGGCACGGUCAGCAAGGAGGACAACUCUGCCAUCUUUUGACCAGAAUGAGCUGUUAGAGUGCAUCCUGAAGCUUGUGGAAGUGGAAAAGGAGUGGGUCCCAUACUCAACCGCUGCCAGCCUGUACAUCCGUCCUACCUUAAUUGGAACUGAGCCUUCCCUUGGAGUGAAGAAGCCGACUAAAGCCCUCCUGUAUGUCAUACUGAGCCCUGUAGGCUCUUACUUUGCAGGUGGAAGCUUCAAUCCAAUAUCCUUAUGGGCGGAUCCAAAAUACGUAAGAGCCUGGAAAGGAGGAACAGGGGACUGCAAAAUGGGAGGGAAUUAUGGUUCUGCUAUUUAUGCCCAGCAAGAAGCCCUGGAGUUUGGCUGCCAGCAGGUUUUGUGGCUCUAUGGAGAAGAUCACCAAAUAACUGAAGUUGGAACAAUGAAUCUGUUUCUCUACUGGAUCAAUGAGGAUGGAGAAAAUGAACUGGCAACCCCGCCUUUAGAUGGCAUCAUCCUUCCAGGAGUGACAAGGCAAAGCAUUUUGGAUCUGGCACGCAGUUGGGGAGAAUUCAAAGUAUCUGAGCGAUACAUCACCAUGAGUGAUCUGACAGCUGCCUUGGAAGAAGACAGAGUAAAGGAGAUGUUUGGUGCUGGAACAGCUUGCAUUGUAUGUCCUAUCUCUAAAAUUUUGUAUAAGGGCAAGCAUUUGCACAUUCCAACUAUGGAGAAUGGGCCUGAGUUAACAACUCGUUUCCUGAAUAAGCUGAGUGAUAUCCAGUAUGGAAGAGAAGACAGCGACUGGGCGGUGCUGGUGUCAUGAAGGUGGAUGAGUUCAGACCCUCCAGAUAGAACAGACACAAAUAAUGACAACUUCUGUAGCUGCCAGUGCGUAGCAUAGUUUAAGUAUCAAUUUGCUCCCCAGGAUGAUUGUUUCCACAAUCCGGCAAAUGUGAACACAAUCAUUUUGAUUUCUACUGUAAUCUCCUUGGUAGAAGCCUGUCUUCUUGGUAGAGGUGCUAAAUGUUAGCAAUAGAACUUUCCUAAUGGUUUCCUUAGUGCCUCCUUAUGUACAGUCUGAAAACUUGUAAAAUGCUCUUCAACUGCUCUUCAGUUUGGUUUGUUUAGCUGCCAUCACCAGCAGAACACGUCGUGUGACACGAGGACGUCGCCUGUUUGCUGCCUGCAGGGUUCUGUUGGCAUUAUCCUGCCUUUUGCUCUGUGUUUGGGAAACAAAUACAUUUAGCCAUAUGCUCUUUCCUUUCAUAGUCUGCUUGUAUGGGAGAUUCCUGAGUUUGCACAGCCCUCCAGAUCCCCUCAUGCAUACUCUGUGGAAUAACUCUGUCCUUUGGGCCAAAACUCUCUAACUCGGUCUAAGCCUGCAAUAUGGUCCCUGCUGGCCUAUUGCCUUUCCCUCUGUGGGGAUAUGCAGUGGCUGCUCGGGCAGUGCAUACCUCUCUAAUAGUUGAAUACAUUCCUCCAGACAUGAUUUGAAGGGCAUGGUCAGGCCCUGCUGAGGCAAAAGUUCCCCUUUGUUAGGCCUAGAACGGAGCUGGGAAUUGUGGGCACAGUGUUGCCUUCCAGCAGAAUGUCUAGAAAAUAAGAUUAGACAACUGUGGCUGUGAAAAUUCAACCACUCUUCACAGCAACCCAGACUUUGGAUUAAGGAAUUUCUUUCAUCAUCCAAUCACACAAUUUAGACCAGCAAAAUGUUUUUCUUGUCCCCUUCACCUCUCACUGUGAAACGUAUCCAGUCUCCAUUGACAUACGUGUACUGUAGAAGGGCCUUCCUAUUAAGGAACAAGCAAUGUUGUCAACAAGCAAAUGUCUAGCACAAGAAGGAAAAAGCUUUCAUUCAAAACUCUGAUGUCAUCCUGUUUAAGCACAUCAUUCCCCAUUUAACGCUGCUGUCUCACAUGCAGUCUUGAUACUUUGGAAGCAAUACAGAGCAUGUAGCCCCUAGUUAGGGAAAUAACUUCUGCAAAUGUUCACUAACAAUCAUUCUGUAAUAUUUAUUAGCUUUCUCCUUUUGCACACAGCUUUGUUGAACAGCUUUAAGAUCUCUCUUGCCAAAAAGGAUCACCAUGUUCUGUAUCAAUGUUCCAAAGUGCUACUUCAGUGUAAAACUGGUGGAACUUUAUUGACACUUUAUUGGAGUCCUAUAAGAAGCAAAAGUGAAACAUUUCUUGUCCUAGUUUGCAGUAGAGAUGCUCAAGUAUUAAGGGAAACAUUUAGCACUUUAUUUUUUUAAGAACCAACAGUAUCUCUCCCAUGAUUUGUAAGUCCAUUGUAGUUACUGGUAUUUGUUAACAUAGUUUAAAAAGGCAAAAUAUAAUUUAUAAUAGACCAUCCAUGCCUUAUGCAACUGUUAAAGAAUAGCCUUAUGGCUUUCCUGUUCAUUUUUGGUCUGGUUUUAAAGACAGCCCUUCCUUAGCCAUUUCUUUCUUUUGCUCCCUCAAAUCAUGACUUUUCCUACCUUUCACUGCGGUCCGAUCUGAUCUUUCAAUGAAGAACAGUUGAAGGUUCUCUCUGACACUGUAAUCAUUGUUAAAAUUUGUUGAAUAGUUUUUUCUUUAGACAACAACUGUAAGCACAAAAUGGUGUUUCACUUACAGUAGCAAUAGUGUUGUGUGACUGUAUUUCUGACCAUUUGAAUCUGUACCAUGUGCUGGUCUUCGUUCAGUAUCUUACUGUGUACUACAAGCUGCUGGUAGUCUUUCCUUUUUUUUUAAUUACAUGGCUGGAAAAAUUACAUGAGGAAUGUGUCAAGAUGCAACAUGGGGUAGUAAGUUUUAUCUGAUGAGACCAGUAUCGUAACAAAAGAGUGCCUUUAACUAGAGCGUGGCAUGGAGCUCUCUACAAGAUUAUGUAAUGAGAAACCACAUGUGGCUUCCUUUUAACUGAACUAUCUAAUCUGUCCCUUAUGUUCAUCUUAGAUUUAGCAGCAAAAGGAAAAGUGAAAAUAUCUGUCUUCAGUGGUUGUACAAUACUUUAACAUCUCAAGGGGAAGUUAGGGUUGACAGAUACUGUCUACCAAAAAUCCCCGUGAAGGCCUCAGUGUACCAGCAGUAAUCUAUUCAGUAGGCAGAAUGAAUAAGGACCAGACAGAAGAAUUAUUUUACUGCAGUGUAAACCUGAAAGUUGUAUAAACCUCUUCUUAAACUCUUUGCAAGUAAUUUAAUGUGAAGAAACCAGGCGGUUUCAUUUGUUGUGGUUUGCACACUUUCUUGCACUGACCAGGGAGACACCUUUCCUUUCACUACACAUUUUGAGCUGAUGGAGACUUCAAAAUUAUGAGAAUUGAAACUGGAAUGACCCAUAGAAAUGCAUGGUCUUUUCUUGCAGGGAAGAAAAAAACAUGUAGUGUGUGUAUGUUAACUGUUGUCUUGAAGACCUUGGUUAAUUGCUUUACUCUGGCUGUGUCAACUCAAAGUUGUGCUUGUUUCCAAAUGGCAUCCAGGGGAAUAGGUUCUAGAUUUUAAAAUGUAAAACCUAAAUCAGGGAGCUGACAGCUCAGUAUAGUACAGGAAAUUCUUCUGGUGUUGCAUGCUGUCCUACUCUGAAUUCUGCCACUGCUUUUUUAUCCCGUUAUCCAAAGGAAAGAAAAAAUAUGUGUAAGUAAUAGAGAGUAUUUGGUACUGCAUUCUCCCUGGUUUUGCUUGUAAAAUUUAGGAGGGAACUGUGGUAUUCCCUGAGCUAAUAAUAGAUUGUAAAAGAACAUCUGCACAUCUUUUCUCCAUGUGCCCUAUUUGUUUAAUUGCAACAGAUUUACAUAGAAAGAGUAUGGUACAUCAUAACUAGGUAAUUAUCCAUUCUUCAUCACUUAGUUAUGGUUCUGGUAAUUGAUCAUUUAAGACAUAAGAUAGUCUAACAUUAGGAGAAUUUGAGACUGUUCAAAAAAGAUCAACAAAUUAAUAUUGUUGUGUGAUAUUUGCAUAAUUGGCUGCAAUUAUUUAAUGUUUAAUUGGGUUGAUCAAAUGAGAUUCAGCCUUUCACAUGCUUAUGUUUUACAAACACUGGUACUUUAAAAGGAUAAUAAUGAAUUCUAAUUUUCAUAUGUUCUUUCUUCUUCCCUUCAUUCUUUUGAUUAUUAUUUUCAGUAUUGAGCAUGUCCUUAAUUUUCAGUUUGGUGAGCAUGAUUCAUGCAUAAGAAAGAAGUCUGUCAAAUAAGAGAAUUUUCAGGAAACUGGCAUGUCAUACGAGCUGUUCUGGUGCCAAGAGUUAUGGCUUCAGCAACUGGUAUUACCUAACUAGAUUCUUAACUGGAAUGAGGGCAAAUUCACUGAGAAUUUACAGUGACAGACCCAGGUGGGAAUGUUAAUAAAGGUUCCUAGACUAGAAAAUCUGUUCAGUCCAUAGCAGUUCAAAGCAAACAUGGUUUUUCUGGGAUAUAGAAGGGAAGUCUGGUAAGACAAAAGGAAGGUAGUGAGAUACCUCUGCUCAGCCAUUGUUUACACCUGUUCAAAUGUCUCAAGCCAAAAAGCAGUUGUCCUCCACUCCUCCUCUUUGUACAUAAACUCUUCUUUGGGUUUGCCAAAUUCAACGUAGAGAUACCAUACACUCUGUACACUUAUUUUAUACUUUUUUAUCCUCAGGCGUGAAGACUGUUAAUUUGGAAAAAUGUGAUUUUUGAAAUUAAUUUGGAAUGGAAGUUAUUUGAAAUGUCUGUCUAAUACAUGGUAUUCCAAGGAGUUAGACAGAAAAACAGCUGGGACUGAUUUCACAGCUGCCUAAUUAGAGGAGGAACCCUCUUGAAUUCAUUGGCCUCUCCUCUCCAGAACAAUCUGUAUAAUCUCAACAGAUUUCAUAGUGCGAACUGUCUGUUGGUAGUGCCUUGCUAUGGAGUAGAAUAAAAGAGGUGGUAGCACAGCCUGCCAGACCAUGGCACGUUGCCUGGGAUCCACUCUGGUGGGUUUUCAUGUUCUCGUGUCAGGCUUGUACCCUGAGAGGUGGGCAGGUGUAAAUGGUGGCUGAGCGUGUCCCGGGGUGGGCUCUUCCUUGCUGUCUUUCUCUCCCUUCCACGUGGACUUGCAACCCCUUUUCCCCAAUCUUCUGUCAUCAUGCCACUGAGUCUCAUACCUAAAAGUGACCAUCUGCAUUCUUUUUCUUUUAGCAAUUAUGGCAGUUAAAAAAAAAAGGGAAAAAAAGGCGUUUUGUUCGUAUUCCAGGUGUUGAGGGAUCAGAAUUGUGCUUUACCACCCAUAUAAUGCCUGAACAGACUGCUACUGACUUUGCGACCCUGGACAAGUUAUCUAACCUCUUUGUAAGUGUAGAGUAGUAGUACUACCAGUGGUUUUGCUUUUAAAUCUAAUCCAAACAUUUGCAUAAAAAGUUAUUUUAUUACAGAUCAAAUAAGCUUUCCAGACAAAGUUUUUUAAGCAGUGAGAGAGAUGCCAUGUAGAGUCCAGUAUUUCAAGGACUACUUUAGAUUAGAACCAUUUUGAUCAUGGAGGAGAAAAAUGUUAUCUGAAUUAGAAACACAUUAAAGAUUUGCUGCAUGAACCCAUAAAUGAGUAAGAGGUGUAGUUCAGAAUACAAAGUAGCAUAUAGAAAGAUCCUGACAAGAAAAUUCACCUCAAACAGGGCUAUCCUAUUUAAAAAUGAUGCUUGAAGGAAGGAUUAUACCCCUCAGUGUAAAGUCAUUAGCAUGAGACCGUUUUAGAGGUGCACUUAGUCAAGUAGCACCAAGAGACCUCUUUGUCAGUCUUGACAACAGAUUUUCUGAACAGCAAUUUGGAAGUGUGGAAGAACUGUGUUUUACUGUAUUUUGUCACUAUUCUCAAGAUUUGGAAAAACAAUUCACAGGUCCUAAAUCAUUCAAGCUAAGUAACUUCUUAAUAGGUAUUUGUAUUUUUAGCCAUAAGAGCAG